AUGGCUCGUAAAACGAUCGCUACCUCCAGAGCCACGAUUGGUUCCAGCACAGAACGUUACGGGAACCUACCUGGAGAUCCAGUGGGAAGCUCUGCGCCCAAAAGAAGAAGAUACAGACCUGGCACGCUAGCGUUAAGGGAGAUUCGUCAAUACCAGAAAAACACAGAUUUGCUUAUACGAAAGCUUCCGUUUGCCAGACUUGUUAAAGAAAUUGCAGACCAUUACAUUGGCUCGAACUACGGUAUAAGGUGGCAGUCCAAUGCUGUGUUGGCCCUACAAGAGGCAUGCGAGGCCUUCCUAGUGCACUUAUUGGAGGAUACCAACUUGUGUGCUAUUCAUGCUAAGCGUGUGACAAUUAUGCAAAAGGAUAUACAACUAGCUCGAAGGAUACGAGGCCAGCUAUAA
This is a messenger RNA of Candidozyma haemuli, 405 nucleotides long. It is a transcript of the gene CSE4, whose product is annotated as centromeric DNA-binding histone H3-like protein. The record is from RefSeq and is a predicted model, not a curated record. NCBI's taxonomy places the organism in Eukaryota, Fungi, Ascomycota, Pichiomycetes, Serinales, Metschnikowiaceae. The coding region runs from base 1 to 405 and encodes 134 amino acids. Gene Ontology annotation, cellular component: nucleosome. The transcript has a single exon. Gene Ontology annotation, molecular function: structural constituent of chromatin; DNA binding; protein heterodimerization activity.